This is a messenger RNA of Salvia miltiorrhiza (redroot sage), 1977 nucleotides long. RefSeq lists its product as uncharacterized. NCBI's taxonomy places the organism in Eukaryota, Viridiplantae, Streptophyta, Magnoliopsida, Lamiales, Lamiaceae. The record is from RefSeq and is a predicted model, not a curated record. The coding region runs from base 1 to 1977 and encodes 658 amino acids. The transcript has 4 exons.
AUGUGGGGCGGAGAGAAUGUGGAGCAGAACAAAUCUAAAACCCCAAAAUUUUCUUUAUGUUGUUUGAAAGGCAGAGUCGUCCUUCCACUCCUGCAAAAUCCACCUCAGUUGUUGAGCGAUCUUUUGGAAAAUAAGCACCACAAGAGCAAGAAAUUUAUCGAGGAUAUUCGUGCAUACAACAUGAUGUUCUCAUUUACUUCGAUGGGUGGAAAAUUGGACAAUUCUAUUAACAAAGGUGCAGAUUGUGAAAUAGAACACCGUAUGAAUGCUGUGAGUAAAGGAAAUCCGAAAGAUUUGGAUGAUUCAAUUGUGCUUGAUCUAAAACAAAUGAUUGACAGCAACAGUCCUUAUGCCAAGAUUUAUCGAAUGGCUGCUGAUCAUAUAUCAAGGAAUACAUAUCUUGAUUUGAAAAUUCGAUUGAUAGGAAAGAGAUCAAAAGAUGGUCGAGCAUACAACAUGCCAACGGCACCAGAAGUUGCAGCUCUUAUUGUUGGAGAUUUUGAGACAAUACCCGACAAGAGAGAUGUAAUUGUCGAGAAGAGGUGCGGAAAACUUCAGCGCAUCGAUGAAUUCCAUCCUUCUUACCUUCUAUUGCAGUACCCGCUUAUAUUCAUUUAUGGUGAAGAUGGAUACUAUCUAGAUAUUCCACAUGCCGAAUUCGACGCAAGCAAGAGAAAUAAACUCACAUUAAGAGAGUUUUUAGCAUUUCGGAUACAAGACAGAGAGAAUGAAGGACACCAACUUCUACUUGCAAGACGUUUGCUCCAACAAUUUAUUGUUGAUGGAUACACAAUGAUGGAAACACAGAGGUUAAAAUGGUUUCGUCACAAUCAACCAGCCCUUAGGUCCGAAAGAUAUGUUAACCUAAGAGAUUCUAAGAUUAGAGGAAAUGUCAAUAGUUCAUUUGUUGGUAAACCAAUCAUACUACCGUCAUCGUUCACAGGAGGAAGGCGGUAUAUGAUAGAAAAUUACCAAGAUGCCAUGGCUAUAUGCAGGUGGACUGGAUAUCCGUCGUUGUUCAUAACUUUUACCUGCAACCCAAAAUGGCCAGAAAUCACAAGGUUUACUGCUAACAAAGGACUACGACCAGAAGAUAGGCCAGAUAUAUCAGUUCGAGUAUUUAAAAUGAAACUUCAAGAACUUAUAACUGAUUUGAAGCAGGGGAAAGUGUUUGGUGAACACACUGCACAUAACAUAGACAAUUUUAUAAAAGCAGAGCUACCAAGUAAAGAAGACAACCCCGAACUAUAUGAUGCUAUCUCUGAAUGCAUGAUUCACGGUCCUUGCGGAGCUGAAAGACCAAACUCACAUUGCAUGGUAAAUUCAAAAUGUUCAAAGGGAUUUCCAAAGAAUUACAGUAGUUGUACAAAAGUUGAUGAUAAUGGUUACCCAGUCUACAUGAGAAGAGACACAGGCAUCACCGUGGACAAAAAUGGAGUGGCACUUGAUAAUAGGUAUGUGGUGCCAUAUAAUGUGUUUCUAAUUAUGAAGUAUCGAGCUCACAUCAAUGUUGAGUACUGCAAUCAGGGACAAUCUGUGAAAUAUCUGUUCAAGUACAUCAGUAAGGGGAGUGAUAGGAUGGGAGCUAGAAUAACUGAUCAAAAUAAUGAUGAAAUUAGUGAGUACGUUGAUUGUAGAUACAUUUCUGCUUGUGAGGCUAUGUGGAGAAUAUUUGAAUUCGUAAUUCACCAUCGGACUCCACAUGUGGAACGUUUAUAUUUUCAUUUGGAAGGAGAGCAAACAUGUGUCUUUAGAGAUGGCGAUUGCAUAGAUAAUGUUCUCGACAAAAAAACUAUUGCAGAAUCACAAUUUCUGAAGUGGAUGGAAUUUAAUAAAAAUCACAUGGAAGCACGACAAUGGUUGUACAGUGAGUUCCCUCAGCAUUACGUAUGGGAAGCAGAUAAAAGAAAAUGGAAGAUAAGAGACAGAGGUGUUGCCGUAGGGACGCAUCUUCCACGUCCGUCCAUCUGCCGGUGA